Drosophila biarmipes is the source of this 1825-nucleotide messenger RNA. RefSeq lists its product as uncharacterized. The record is from RefSeq and is a predicted model, not a curated record. The coding region runs from base 156 to 1436 and encodes 426 amino acids. NCBI's taxonomy places the organism in Eukaryota, Metazoa, Arthropoda, Insecta, Diptera, Drosophilidae. The transcript has 5 exons.
UUCCUCAAAUCAUUUAAGCGCAUUCGACGACUGUUUGUCUUUCCACCCAGAACGCAGCCUACAGCAGCGCUUAAAAACUUUGAACCCUAAACAAACACAGACAGUUCUAGAAAUUAACUUGAAGCGUGUGAAACACAAGAACCAACCAAAUAAAAAUGAAGCUGUUGCUCGCAGUUCUGGUGACCGUGCUGGCCCUUGGCGGAGUCUUAACGUUGCCGGCUCGCAACGACCCGCAGGACGAUGCGGAGGUGAUUAAAGUGCCAUCACGCCCCCAGCCCGAAUCGGAUUUCCAUAACUUCCGCGGCGUCAUCGAUACGGGCUCCGGCUAUCCCUUCCUCCAGCCGAAUCCUUCGAGCUUCAAUGCGGGCUUCUUCGACUCCUUCGACGAUCUGUUCCGACGUCUCCGCACCCGGCUUUGGCCCUUGGUUGGCAGCGAAUCCGGUGAGGAUGGAGCUCCGCGGAUUGGUGACUCCGAUGAUUCCAGCGAUGACAACGGUGCUGGCUUUUCAUUUGGAGUACGACCCUUGAUUCCACUGGAUUCCAAGAAUGCCAAUACCACCUCCACUGUAAAGGUCGUCGAUGGUCACAAGGUAGAGAUCAACGAGACGGUUUAUGGAGACAGCAACAGCGUUUUCAAGGUUCGAUUGGUAAACGUGCGUCCUCUGGAAAGCGGCGAGGAGGUGGCCCAGGGUGUGCACACCAGCGGGGGCGACUUCAAGCCGGCGGUGGCUCCCAGCACCUCCGCCCCGUCCACCAAGGUCGGGGAGUUCGACGACGAGGAGGAUGAAGACGAUCGCCGCGAGCCCUUGGAGAAGCAGCCGCAGGACAACGAGGUGCGCGACAUUGAUGAGCCCAAGUCCACUACAACCACAAGUUAUACAACCAAACUUGACAGCAGCUCACCCGCAGACUCAGAAUCCGAAGCUUCUGGUAUCAGUGAGGAUAUAGCGGAGACUCUCUCGGAAGAACAAAAGAGGACGAUGGAUCAGCUGAGGGAAAUGGUGGCAUCCGUGCAGAAAGAGAUUAAAAAUGAAGAAGACUUGGAGCCGGAUCAGGAGGACAAGGAAUAUUUAAAAAAGAAGGAGAAGAGGGAGCGCGAAGAAUUGGAAUCCUCUGGCGAUGAAGACGGCGAAGCCACAACUCCUGUCGUGAUGAGCGAAACUUUCAACGACGAGUGGGCUGAAUUCGACCAGGAUCCGGAUCCGGAAGAGGAUCAAGAGCACGAAGCGGACUUCGGAAACGAUCUGGAUAACGAGAUCGGUAUCGAGGAGAACUUCGUGCCUGUAGACCUAUCCAACGAUAUAGCUGUCAACGACAUUGCUGCAGCAGAUCCAAGUUUUCCGCAUAAUCCCGACGCUGAGUUCAUUGUGGAUCCAUCUGCAAUUAGAACUAUGCCCAUGUUUGAAAAGCUUUCGAUUGGAGAGCCCUCGAAAUGAGGACCAUACUUUUCCUUCUAGUCCUGGCAUUGCCUUCAAUCUUAAGUCCCUAGUAUGUAACAAUUCACCGAUGACAUCUCUGAGAGAUGCAAAGAAAUCGGCAUUCUCUUUAAUCCUAGUUUCUCGUAUUUAUUUUGACACAUAACAAGUAUUAGGAGCAUUGAAAAUUAUUUAUUGCUAAACUACAAAUGAAAAAAUUAAGUAUUCUUACAGUAAGUAAAUCUAUUUCGACCAUCGAUAAAGUAGUAAAAUAAAGCAGGUGCAAUGUAAUUUGAGAGGGUUUAAUUGCUAAUUGUAUACUUCCUUACAACAACCUUUUAUUUUUAAUGGCUUUUUACUGAUAAUAAUAUUCUAUUACUUGAAAUAAAAAUGAGUAGCCAUCGAACACA